Molecule: messenger RNA, 396 nt
Organism: Gloeophyllum trabeum ATCC 11539
Lineage: Eukaryota; Fungi; Basidiomycota; Agaricomycetes; Gloeophyllales; Gloeophyllaceae
Exons: 2
Source: RefSeq, a predicted model, not a curated record
CACAGGAAACAUACAAAGCUGCGCGGAAUAGCGCACCCUGUGCUGGGUAUGAGCAACUGGAGAUGCGGCUAGAUGAUGGCUUUUUGUGAAGAUAGCGGACACCCGUCACGCAGACUAAUUGUCUCAUCCCCCCCCCCCGGAUGGAAAUUCAGUCGCUUCUCCCGCCGAGCCAGGGCAGAGUUUACAUGAAACCGCCUUAUGACCUCCUCUCGCCAGGCCACACAAACUUACCCGAGCAUGCACAAAAGGCCGCUGCCCGUGCGCCCAAAUCCCAGUCGCGAAUCCCCCUCCGAGUCCUGCGGCACCCCGUCGUGCUUUAACCCCCCCCCUCUCUCUUUCAUUCACUCACGCCCUAGCCCGCUCGCGAUAUGGAGGCGGACGCCCACACCACCGGCG